AGAUCAGUAUUUAAGGACAACCAGGGAAAUGUGGACAGAGACUCAAGAUUUUCACCGUUGUAUAGACAAGAAAGUAGCAAGAUUUCAACAGAGGACCUGCUAAAACUAGUGUCAGAUUACAGAAGGGCUGACAGAGUAAGCAAAACACAGACCAUCCCUGGAAGCCUGGAUAUUGCUGUUGACAACAUUCCUUUGGAGCAUCCAAACUGUGUAACAUCGUCCUUUAUCCCUGUCAAGCCUUUCGAUGUGACAGCUCAACCAGAACCCACAGUCGAGGUGGAAGAAUUUAUUUACGACUCAACAAAGUACUGCCGUCCUUAUAGAGUAUACAAAAAUCAAAUUUACAUUUACCCCAGGCACCUCAAGUAUGAUAGCCAGAAAUGUUUCAACAAGGCUCGAAAUAUAACCGUGUGCAUUGAAUUCAAAAAUUCUGAUGAAGAAGGUGCCAAGCCCAUGAAGUGUAUUUAUGGAAAACCUGGAGGGCCUCUCUUCACCUCAGCGGCCCACACAGCAGUUCUGCACCAUUCCCAGAAUCCGGAUUUCUCCGAUGAGGUAAAAAUUGAGCUCCCGACACAGCUCCAUGAGAAACACCAUAUUUUGUUUUCUUUUUAUCAUAUCACUUGUGACAUAAAUGCCAAGGCUAAUGCCAAGAAAAAGGAGACCCUGGAAACAUCAGUUGGAUAUGCUUGGCUUCCCCUGAUGAAACAUGAUCAGAUAGCUUCUCAAGAAUACAAUAUCCCAAUAGCAACAAGCCUGCCUCCUAAUUAUUUAAGCUUUCAAGACUCUGCAAGCGGAAAGCACGGUGGGAGUGACAUGAAGUGGGUUGAUGGUGGCAAACCACUCUUCAAAGUAUCGACAUUUGUGGUAUCCACAGUGAACACUCAGGAUCCCCGUGUGAACGCAUUUUUCCGACAGUGCCAAAAAAGAGAGAAAGAUAUGUCUCAGUCACCUACCUCGAAUUUCAUCCGCUCUUGUAAGAACUUACUGAAUGUGGAAAAGAUUCACGCAAUCAUGAGUUUUCUGCCCAUAAUCUUGAAUCAGCUCUUCAAGGUGCUGGUACAGAAUGAAGAAGACGAAAUAAGUACGACUGUGACCAGGUAUCUCUCCCAUGGUCUUAGGAGAAGAGAUCUUACAGUUUGUGAUUGCACAAAACUGUGAUGAUAACUGAAUGGCCACUCACUUAUUCAU
Molecule: messenger RNA, 1188 nt
Organism: Leptonychotes weddellii (Weddell seal)
Lineage: Eukaryota; Metazoa; Chordata; Mammalia; Carnivora; Phocidae
Source: RefSeq, a predicted model, not a curated record